GUGUGUGUGUGUGUGUGUGUGUGUGUGUGUGUGUGUUCUGGUAAUCAUCACUUUGUGGGGACAAGAAUCUGUUUACACAGUCACGUAAUGGGGACCUCUUGCGUUGUGGGGACCAAAAAUCAGGUCCCCAUAAGGUUAACCCAUUUAAUUGGAUAGAGGAACUAUUCUGAAGGUUCUGGGCGGAGUUUUAGCAUUGGCCCAUAACACAUGAUUAUCAAGUAUUGUGCGUGUGUGUAGCGGGAGCUCUGCUGCGCCCCCAAACAUUUUUGUCUGGUAAUGCACUCACUUCUCCACACACACAUUUUCCAAUUAUGGGUGGGUACCGCCCACUUCCGGGUCCUCGUUAGGAAGGAGUUCGACAGCAACUUGAAAAUACAAGUAUUAAAUUGACAACGUUACUUCACACGGAGAACAAAGAAGAAGAUUAACGUUAUUUACUGAAGAUGCCAACGAUCUGAACUUCUGCCGAGGAUAAAAGUGAAGCUUAAGGUAAGCACACAUAAUAAAUCAAUUAGGUUAAUUAGAUUAGUCUGCGGGCUAGCUAGUUAGUGCUAAUUGUUGAGGCUAACGCAGUUACAUGUUUCUCUGUUUUUCCAAUUAGCGAUCACAUAAUCAUGCAAUUUAAUGUUAAGGACUUAAUUUUAACUGAAAAGUGUUGUGUAGUCUGACUGAUUGCUAAUGGAUUCGGUUUUUAAGGUUGUUUUUGUCUAGUUUGCGCUAGUGCUGGACGGUGGCUUAUUUUAUAUUUUAAAUUGAAGAUAUCUUACAUGUAACGUUAACACGUUUGACUGAUCAAUAAUUGUUUUUACAUUUAAAUUAACUCCAUAGGCAGCAUAUACAAGCCACAGAUCUUGACCAAAGUGCUUAACAGAGAAAUUAGGUUGGCUAAAAUAAAACAAAAACUAAAAUAGAAAGUAGCUUUAAGAAUAAACUUAAUUUUAAUUAUGACGGUAGUUAAAAUAAACUGGGGUUUGUAUGGUGAGCUCGUUCAAAAGAGUAACUUGGUUAGGUUAAGGACCAAAUGAAUAGUUAAAUAAUUGCCAAGGCUAAUGUUACCUGAAAUAAAAUAGAAGAUGGUGAGUUGAUGCUCUCAAGGCUAGCAUUGUUGUGCCAGUCAAUAAAUCUAAUAUUAUUUUAUAGAGUUCAUAUGUCUUGUCUUACACUGAUGCAUACAAUAUCAUUGUAAUGCUGUAACAUUACAAUACCAUUUUUAUCUACUUCUUGAACAUAUUAGUUGAAUUCUGCGUGUCUUCAUUUUCAGUGUAAUUAAUUUCACAUGUUUUUAUUUUUCAUCAGUUUGAAAUGCCACCACGAAUCAGCCCCCUUAAGGAUGCCAUGCAUCAUGUUGUUUCAAAAACUGACAAAACAUUCAAAUUAGAUGUGAAGUAUAUCAAUGCAGUGAAAGGACGUGGUCUAUUUGCAAAGGCUGCCUUUUGCAAAGGUGAUUUUGUUGUUGAGUACAGGGGAGAUAUGAUAAAUGAAGCAGAACUUCAGAGGAGAAGAAAACGUUACCACGCAUCCUGUGCUGCAUUUAUGUUUGAUUUCAAGUGGCGAGGGAAAACAUGGUGUAUUGACGCGUCAAGGGAAGAUGGAUCGUAUGGGCGUAUCGCUAAUGAUUGCCACAAUCAUCCAAAUUGUAAGAUGAAAAAAAUUGACGUCAAUGGAAAGCCUCACCUUUGUCUGUUUGCCCUGAAUGACAUUAAAGAAGGAGAAGAAAUUGCCUAUGAUUAUGGGGGAGAAGACUACCCAUGGAGAACACAAAUGACCAGAGUUGCUGUUAAUACCAGCACAGUGAAUGACUCUGAUCCUUCUCUCCAGUCAGUGACUCAGAUGGAUGAAGAAUCUGCUCAAAUCAACUCUCCUCAACAGAUGACCAGAGUUGCUGUUAAAACCAGCACAGUGAAUGCCUCUGAUCCUUCUCUCCAGUCAGUGACUCAGAUGGAUGAAGAAUCUGCUCAAAUCAACUCUCCUCAACAGAUGACCAGAGUUGCUGUUAAUACCAGCACAGUGAAUGACUCUGAUCCUUCUCUCCAGUCAGUGACUCAGAUGGAUGAAGAAUCUGCUCAAAUCAACUCUCCUCAACAGAUGACCAGAGUUGCUGUUAAAACCAGCACAGUGAAUGACUCUGAUCCUUCUCUCCAGUCAGUGACUCAGAUGGAUGAAGAAUCUGCUCAAAUCAACUCUCCUCAACAGAUGACCAGAGUUGCUGUUAAUACCAGCACAGUGAAUGACUCUGAUCCUUCUCUCCAGUCAGUGACUCAGAUGGAUGAAGAAUCUGCUCAAAUCAACUCUCCUCAACAGAUGACCAGAGUUGCUGUUAAUACCAGCACAGUGAAUGACUCUGAUCCUUCUCUCCAGUCAGUGACUCAGAUGGAUGAAGAAUCUGCUCAAAUCAACUCUCCUCAACAGAUGACCAGAGUUGCUGUUAAAACCAGCACAGUGAAUGACUCUGAUCCUUCUCUCCAGUCAGUGACUCAGAUGGAUGAAGAAUCUGCUCAAAUCAACUCUCCUCAACAGAUGACCAGAGUUGCUGUUAAUACCAGCACAGUGAAUGACUCUGAUCCUUCUCUCCAGUCAGUGACUCAGAUGGAUGAAGAAUCUGCUCAAAUCAACUCUCCUCAACAGAUUGUGAUACAGCACCGAAAUGAAAAUGACAUUUUUGUACCAAGACUGAGACGGACUAAAAGUAUUGUGAUAAAAGACAUUGAUCUUCAAGAUUCUGGUGAGCUCUUUGAUUCUACACCAGAGAGUUCAGAUAAUUAUGUUCCAGAUACCACUUCCGACAGUGACUGUGACAGUGAUGUUAGCCUUACACUGAACCCAACAAAACGUCAGCUUCUUGAUCAACUGGAUAUGAAUGAAUCUGCCUCUGUAAGCUCCCCUGACUGUGACUCAACAACGUCAGACAAUAUGCACAGCGUUACGUCUAAAGCAUCUGGAACAGUAGAAGAGCCCAGUUCAAGUCAGAACACAAUAGACUGCGUAGUUGUUAAUGCAUACCAUAAAAGAGAUGGUGGUAGAGUGUAUAACAAGAGACAUUACUGCUUGUAUUGCUCCAAACCUUACGCUAAGAUGGCAAGGCAUCUAGAAAGUUCACAUGCAAAUACAUCUGAUGUGGCUAGAGCUCUAAGCUUUCCAAAAUGUUCAAAGGAGAGAAAAAAACAGUUGGAUUAUAUUCGCAACAAAGGGAACUAUGCCCACAAUGCUGCGGUUAUGGAAUCAGGAAAGGGGGAACUGGUGCCAUUUAAACGACCACCUAAAAAAGCACUGGGAGAGGAUUUCAUGCAUUGUGCAUACUGUCAAGGACUUUUUACGAGAAAGGUCCUUUGGCGACAUAUGCGUUCUUGCAGACUUAAACCUCAGUCAGUCCCCCCCAAACCAGGAAAAAACCGUGUUCAGUCCAUGUGUACAUACACGGGGCCUGUGCCUUCAAACAUGACCAAACAACUGUGGGGAGUAAUCAGUGCCAUGAAUCCUGACCCAAUCACAGAUAUUAUAAAAAAUGACAAAGUAAUUACUGAAAUUGGGCAGCACUUGUUGAACAAAGGAGGGAUAUCAGCCAAAAAUCAACAGUAUGUGCGGGAGAAGAUGCGAGAAUUGGGACGGUUGAUUCACAAGGCGAGGAGAGUCACCUCGUUAAAAACGAUGGAAGAUUGUGUAAAUCCAAAGAAGUACAUGGAGACUGUCAAAGCUGUGAAGUAUACGUGUGGGUAUGACAGUGAAACAGACAAGUUCAUGAUUCCAUCGCUUGCAAAUAAGCUUGGGAAUUCCCUGGUUAAAGUGAGCAAACUCUUAAAAGCUCAGGGAUUAAUCUCAAAUGACAAACAGCUUGUUAAGAAUGCCAGUGAGUUUCUAGAAGUCCAUCAGAACAAGUGGAACGAGUUGAUCUCGGCUACAGCAUUGAGGAACAUCAGUGAAGCAAAGUGGAAUGUGCCCACUAUCAUGCCCUUUACUGAAGACGUCCAGAAAAUGCACACACAUCUCAGUGAAGUGCAAGAGAAGUGGUUCAAAACACUCUCUGGAAGUCCCUCUACUAAAACCUGGAUGGAGCUGGCAAAGGUGUGUCUAGCCCAGAUGAUUCUCUUUAACCGCCGCAGGGAAGGAGAGGUUUCGAGUAUGCCUUUGUCUGCAUUUCUUUCAAGAGACACUUCUCAUCCACAUGAGGAUGUGGACUGGGCACUUUCUGAAGUGGAAAAAAAACUCUGCAGACACUUCACAAGGGUUAUCACAAGAGGAAAGCGUGGUCGACCAGUUCCAAUUCUUCUGACUCCAAAAAUGCUAUGUGCCUUAGAACUCCUUGUUAAGCAGAGAGAGGUUUGUGGGGUUCUGAAAGACAAUCCCUAUAUGUUUGCAAGACCAGAAGCCAUGACACAUUUUCGAGGGUCAGACUGCCUCCGUGGCUUUGCUAAGGUGUGUGGCGCAAAGUGUCCCAAGUCACUGACAUCUACAAGACUGCGAAAGCAUGCCGCAACGCUUUCAACAGUGCUGAAUAUGACUGACACCGAGAUGGACCAGCUGGCAAACUUCCUUGGACACGACAUAAGAAUCCAUCGUGAGUUCUAUCGACUCCCUGAGAAGACCUUGCAACUUGCCAAGAUCAGCAAAGUUCUAAUGGCACUUGAACAAGGAAGAUUAGCUGAGUUCCAUGGCAAGAACUUGGAUGAAAUUGGGAUAGAUCCUGAUGAAAAAGUUCUUAACUCUGAUGAGGAAGACGAGAGCAUAACAGAGGGACUCUGUUCAUCUACUGUUGACGAACCAUCUUCAGAGGUGGCACUUCCUCCUACCGAGAGGAGUGACAUGCCGCCACCACCCAAGAGACGCAGACUACCAGCAGAUGAAGAGAUGCCUACAGAAGCCAGUGCUGUGAGGCCUUCUUCCAAAGGUAAAAGUACCCAGAAGACACCCUGGCAGCAGACAGAGGUGCAGGCGGUGGAAAGGCACAUGCAGCGAUUCAUCACAUCGCUCACUGUACCAGCAAAGAGCGACUGUGAAAAGUGCUUGAAAGCUGAACCAGGAGCACUGAAGAACCGUGAUUGGAAGAAUGUAAAAUUUUACAUUUAUAAUCGUAUUACAGCUUACAAAAAGAAAUUCCAGUGCAAAUAAUAAUAAUGUGAACAUCAUGGCAGGUUUUGUUCAAAGAUUUUAAAGGGUUAAAGAUGUUUUAAGGUUUACUAUCCCUUUAAAACUACAGAAACACUUGUAGGCUAUAGAAUACUUUUGUUUGCCAUAUGUUUUAUGAUGACUGUGAUGGCCACCAGUCGGAAAACAUUGAUCAAACAACAUUUCAAAUAGAGUGUCAUGUUUGCAGUACAGUAUGUUUAUGAUGACCGUGAUGACCACCAGUCGGAAAGCAUUGGUUGGACAAAGUUAAUUUAAAGUCGUAGUUUGUUUAAAUUCACAUGUAUGUGAAAGGAAGCAUGUGUGAAAGUUAUUUUAUUUUAUAUACUUUUAAUAUCAGGACCUUGUUUUUAGGUAUGACUUCAUUUUGAGUUUUGUGAAGCUGAGUUCAAUAAAAGUUGAAUUCCGCAA
Pimephales promelas (fathead minnow) is the source of this 5529-nucleotide messenger RNA. The record is from RefSeq and is a predicted model, not a curated record. Lineage: Eukaryota; Metazoa; Chordata; Actinopteri; Cypriniformes; Leuciscidae.